GUCGAGAGUCACCCGUAUUUGGCGCAGAAGAAGCUGAAGGAGUUCUGCGAGAAACGGGGCAUAACUCUGACGGCGUACUCCCCGUUAGGCAAUCCCGGCUCCAGCUGCAACGAUAAGCCCGAUAAGGGACAGCUCCUGAAGGACCCGGUAGUCCUACGACUGGCCCAGAAGUACGGCAAAAAUGCCGGUCAAAUACUACUCAAGUUUCAGACGGAUAGAGGGCUGAUAGUCGUGCCUAAGAGUGUGAAUGCGGAUCGGAUUAAGACUAAUAUCCAGAUAUUUGAUUUCAAACUAACCCCGGAUGAGAUCCAGGAGCUGGAGGGACUGGACUGCAAAUACCGGUCCAAUCUGUUUGAACAGACCGUUGAACUGCCGAAUCACCCGUUCCUCCCGUCCAUUGAUUUUUAA
This is a messenger RNA of Oppiella nova, 408 nucleotides long. NCBI's taxonomy places the organism in Eukaryota, Metazoa, Arthropoda, Arachnida, Sarcoptiformes, Oppiidae. The record is from the annotation of a GenBank genome assembly.